Scylla paramamosain (green mud crab) is the source of this 6319-nucleotide messenger RNA. RefSeq names its product putative neural-cadherin 2. Gene Ontology annotation, molecular function: calcium ion binding; cadherin binding. Gene Ontology annotation, cellular component: plasma membrane; catenin complex; adherens junction. Lineage: Eukaryota; Metazoa; Arthropoda; Malacostraca; Decapoda; Portunidae. Bases 1 to 4299 code for a protein of 1432 amino acids. Gene Ontology annotation, biological process: cell morphogenesis; adherens junction organization; cell-cell junction assembly. The record is from RefSeq and is a predicted model, not a curated record. The transcript is spliced from 24 exons.
AUGGUGCAGGUGUCGGACAUAAACGAUGCACCGCCAAGGUUUGCCCAGCGUGAGUGGAAGUUCCAGGUACCGGAAAACCUACCUGGAGGUUCGCUGAUUGCCUCCCUACCUGUGACUGACCUGGAUGUGGAUUCCUCGCUGACUUUUCGAGUGGUUCCAGAGAGCGGGCGGGGGUGGCGGCUGUUCCACGUGGAGGCGGGGGAGGGGGAAGGGAGCCGGAGGGGUCACCUAAGGGCGCUGGUUCCCCUGGACUUCGAGAACCGGGACCACAGGGGAGAGUUUCGGUUCAAGGUGGAGGUGACGGAUAAGGGCCCGAGGGCGUGGCAGGAGGAAGUGCGGCACGUGGAUGCGGCGUGGGUGACUCUGCAGGUGAAGGACGUGAAUGACAACACGCCCAUCUUGACACACGCCCACGCCAGCCGCACCUUGCCAGAGGACACUCCCAUAGGAACCCACCUUGCCUCCUUCCCUGCCCAUGAUGCAGAUGCGAGCGAUCCAGCGGGCGUGUUUGGCGUGGAUGAGGCGGGUGUGGUGGUGCUGGUGGCGCCCCUGGACCGGGAGACUGCUGCCGCCCACGAGGUGCUGGUGUGGGCGGUGGAUGAUGGCGCGCCGCCCAGGACUGCCACCGCCACCCUUACCAUGUUAAUGACAAUCCACCACACCUGCGCGACCCGAAGGAGGUACAGGUGGAGGAGAACGCAGGUCCGCAGGUGGUGGCGCGGGUCAAACUGGGGGACCGUGACAGCUGGGGAGGUGGUCACGGUCCCCCAUUCACCGUGGCACUGGAUCCCCGCGCCCCCCCCUCACGUGGCGGCCGUCAUUAAGGUGUCGCUAGAUCCAGGCGGGGACGAGGGGCGUGGCGUGGGCGUGGUGGAGACAAGGGCGUCGCUGGACCGGGAGGCUGGGCGGGAGGUGCUGGUGCCCUUGGUGGUGGGGGAUGCCGGGCGCCCACACCCACUCACCGCCACCGUCACCCUCACUGUUCACGUGGGGGAUGUAAAUGACAACCCCAUGACGUCCGCCACCAAGACUGUCAUGGCCCACACGCUGCAGGCGUCUCCGGGUCCGCAGUUCCCCGUGGCUCUGAGUGAGGUAGUGCCCUUGGGUCGUAUCUACGUGAAGGACCCUGAUGACUGGGACGCUGCGGCCAAGACCUACUCCUGGCGGGGCCCUGAACACCCUGAUUUCACCCUGGACACCGCCACGGGCCACCUCACCAUGCGGGCCGACGCGAAGGAGGGAAUGUACCAGUUGGGAUUUAAGGUCAGUGAUGCAGUGCAGGGUCAGUUUGGGGUCACAGCUGACGUCACAGUGGAGGUCAGGUCACUCAGGGCCAGGGAUGUCACCGACGCCACGCCCUUGACCCUGGAAGCCACGCCCUACGAAGUGGUGAGAGAAGAGGGCGAGGGGUCUGUGCUGAGCCGAUUGGUGGGGGCGGCGCGGGUGUGGGUGACGGGUGGAGGCGUGGGCGUGAUGGUGGUGUCGGUGGAGCCGCUGGGAAGGGAGCCGCCUCACCGGACAAGGGUGUGGCUCUCAGCGGCCGCCACGCCCCACAACCUACACAGCCUGCUGCGUCUCCACCGCAGGCAGCUUGGGGAGGCAGCUGGCGUGGCCAUCGGUGAGGUGGGGCUGGGGGCGUGCCGCGAGGGGCGGCGGGCUGGGUGUGGCAGCGGAUGUGUGCUGCGGGCGGGCCUCAGCGGAGAGUUCAGCCUGGUGGACGCUAACACGUCAGCCGUAACGGGGCCGCGCUUCACGACGCACGCCGCCUGUGGCUGCGGCGGCGCGGCGGGGGACGCCCGGGCCUGCACCGAGGGCAGCUGUCUCAACGGCGGCCGCUGCGUGCACUCCUCCACUGGGGCCAGGUGCGUGUGUCCCCACCACACCCGCGGCGCCAGGUGCAAGUUGCUAGCCCGCCACUUUAGGGGCGGCGACAAGCAGCGCGCGUGGGCGUGGGCGCCUCCCGUGCCAGCCUGCGCCGAGGUGCACCUCAGCCUGGAGGUGCUGACUCGCUCACAGGACGCCACGCUGUUGUACGCCGGGCCGGACCGUCCACCCCCUUUCCCCCCGGGCCAGGCCGUCCGGGACGUGGUGGCCCUGGAGCUGCGGGCGGGACGUCCCUCCUUGCUGCUGGACCUCGGGGGAGGCCCCGUCUCCCUCACCGUCAACACCACAGCGCCCCUAAGUGACAACACCUGGCACCGCCUGGACGUGCUGUGGCGCAGGCAGAUGGUGCUAUUACUGGUGGACCUGUGUUCGGGUGGUAGUCUUGACACAUCUGCCACUCCUGACGUACCUCACAACCACUCCACACCCGCUCCACACCCACAGCCAGAGCCCCACACCUGCAGGGCGGAAGGGAGGGUACCAUCAGGAGGCAGGUUCUUGGAUGCCCCAGGGCCGCUGCAGGUGGGGGGCCUGGCUCACCCGCCCCCUCCCCACGCUGAAUAUGGCUGGCCAAGACCUCUGGCUGAUCACCCUUUCACCGGCUGCCUCAGGAAUCUCAGAGUGAAUGGAGAGUUGGUUGACCUGGGGGAAAGUUUACUGAGUCAUCACAGUGACCCGGGCUGCCCUGCUGCUGACUGUGCCUCCUCUGGACUCAGUUGUGGCCCUCAUGGCAGGUGUAGUGGGUCCCCCAGCAGCCUGCAGUGUGAGUGCCUGGCAGGGUGGGGUGGGGAGGGCUGCACCACACCUACUCAGCCCACCAGUUUCCUGCCGAGUAGCUAUGUCCGCCUGGCUCUCUCCUUCACUCCACUCGCCCACACUACUUCCCUCCAGCUUAGGUUCCGCACCAGGCAGCAAGACGGGCAGCUAGUGGUGUUGUCGUCGCAGCACAGUCGUGACCGUCUGUCCCUGCAGCUGGCACAGGGACACCUCUGCUUGCUGCUGCACCUCCACCCCCACCCCCCAAGGUCCUUGUGUCUGUCCAGGGUGCGGCUGACAGAUGGCAGGUGGCAUGUCAUUACUGCCUCCAGACACGGCUCCACCACACUACUGGCAGUGGACGAGGGGGAUGGAGACCUGUACAAUGCCUCUGUGUCUCUGGGGGACUCUGAGGCGGCUGCUAUUCUCCAGGUGGACAGGCAGGUCGGGCUGCAUGUGGGGGGACUGCCGGAGUACGCUGGUGUAAGUGUUAUCAAGAUCCAUGGAGAUUAUCAUGAUGGGUGUGUGGAUGACGUGAGGGUGUCGGGGCGUGUGGUGCCACUGCCCCCUGCCGCUAACAGCACACCAUGGGGCCAGGCCAGCAUGUUCCAGGGGGUGCGGGAUGGCUGCACGGCCCCCCCUGCCUGCACCAAUGUCACCUGCAGGCCACCACUCAUCUGUGUUGAUACCUGGAGGUCGUACCACUGCGGGUGUGGGGCAGGCCAAGUGUUGUCAGGGGCACGAGACACCUGCGAGGACGAGGAUGAGUGUGCGUGGGACCCCUGUCUGCAUGGUGGCACCUGUAUUAAUAAGCCUUCAGGGUUCUUGUGUCAGUGUGCCUCAGGGUUCAGCGGGCGCCACUGCCACCUGCCAGGCCCUACAGACACCUCCCUCAGGAUAUCCCUCACUGCCCUGGUCGCCACUGUUGCUUGGUCCGUCCUUCUGCUGUUGGUGGUGUGUGCGCUGCUGCUCCACCAACACCACCGCCGGGCAGCGCUGCGGAGGGGCGGCCCUGCCAGGGUGAACGGGGGGGAGCGUGGCGCCUCCCCCUCCCUUGCCAGACCCAACCCACAUGGCGCUAACGGACAACCUGCUUGGACCACGGCUGCAGGGGGGGAGCCGGAUGUGGUGGAGCUCCAGGGGAACCACCGCCACCCAGGGGAUUGUCCGAUGACCCUGGAGGAGACGGGAUUGUGUGUGGUGAAGGCGGGGAAAAGAAAAGGCAGCGAGAAUGGUGUGACUGGAGCAGGGGAGAGGAGGAGAGGCGGGUGUGACAUGGCAGCAGGGGACGACCUCAGAAAUUACUCCUACGAGGGUGAAGGUUCCUCCCCCGGCUCCCUCUCCUCCUGCCUGGAGAGCUGUGGGGGCAGUGCCAAGUUCCUGGGCGGCUUCAGGGAAGUGGCACGUGUCCUUGAGUCCUGGGAACCCUCAAGUGUCCGCUCCACCCACUCCACACCCACCAAGACAGACACGCCCCCUCCGCCCACAACCACACUCUGCCCCACCCACCAUGCCUCUCCUAUCCUCGCCCACCACACCACAUUCCCCCCCACGCCACCUGCACUGACCACCCACAUCCUGCCCCCUCCCGUCCCUGUCCCCACCAUUCAUGUGUCAUCUGAGGGUGUGUCAAAAGGCUUCUUGACACCUGAAUCCUAGAAACAAUCCACAGCAGGCCAGCGGCGAGGAAGAACACACAUCACCAUCACCAUCACCAUCACCACCAUACCAUCACCACCAUCACCACCAUGAGGCGCAAGCAACCACCCACACACCCUCCUCGCCGCUGCCCCGCCCUGGUGGCCUCACAGGGGCACCACACACCUCAAGGGAGCUGCCUGGCCCCUCCCCUUCCCCCUGGCAUGGCUCCUUCUGGUGUGUGUGAGAGGCGGGAGACAAGAUGGACCGGUGUGUGUGUGGAGGAAAGGGUUUUACCAGCACCGUGACUCCUGUGAUGUGGAAAUAGAUGGAAGGUAACUGGCGUCCUUCACUGACACUUGCCGGGGCCCUGAAGGAGGUGCAGGUGCCCUUGGGUGUAUAGGGGGGAGAGAGGAGGCACUGGGGACAUGGGGGAGCGGCACGAAGGUGUUAAUUCAGAAAUACCAGUGGGGGGGGGAUGAUAGAUAAGAGAGGCAGAGUUUGGGUUUGGCUUACAGGUGGGAAGGAAUGGGUGACUAAGUGAGGGUAAGAGAGGAUGGGGAGAGAAAUAGAAAUGGUUAGGAAAGAGGAGGAGGAGAAAAGGAUGGAAGAUCAAGGAUUAAGUAAGAAAAGGAAGGGGAUGUCAAGAAUUAGGAGAAAAGGAGGGAAUGUCAAGAAUUAGAAGUAGAAAACAGAUGAAAUAUCAAGAAUUAGGAGAAGGAAUAAGUGAAAAGCUGAGAAUAAUGGCAGAAGAAGUGAGAAAUGGAAUGAAAGAGUACAACUGAAGGAGAUGAGAAAGGAGGAGGUUUGAAAGAUAAAGAUAUUGGAGAUAAAACAGGGAAAUGAGAAAAGUCAGGGAAGAAGAGAAGUAGGAAAGAAAUAAAUAAAAUUAGGAGAGGCCGAGUGGGAGACAAAGAUGUACAAGAUUAAAAUAAUGGAAAAAUGGGAGAGAAAAGGGAAGAGAAGAAGACAUAGGCAGGAAGAUCAAGAACUAGAAAGAAAGGGAGAUAAAGUAGAUGUAAAGGACAAAAAUAGUGGAAGAUAAAGGGAGAAAUGAGAAGAGAAAGAAGUGAGGAAGAUUAAGAAUUUGGAGAGAAAAAGAGAAAUAAGAAAGAUAAAAGAAGGAAAUAGGAAAGGAGGGAAGAUGGUUAAGAGAGGAAGAAGUACAAUUAAUGAAAAAAAGUAUAUAAAUAUAGGAAAGGAAGGAGAUAAGAGGAGAGAGAAAAGAAUUACCAGUAUUAUGAAGGAUUAUGAAACACAAGCUUUGAAAAAUUUAUCUGUAGAAGCCAACACAAGAAAGAAAAGAUUUGGAAGAAAAAUGAUGAAACACACUUAGAACAAUUUAAUCUAUGUAAACUAACACAAGAGGAGACUGAAGGCUUGGCUGGCCAUUUGCUGGGAUAUGAACCCUGGCAUAGCAAAUGUGGAGUAUAAGUAUUAACCAGUGAAUCAUGUUGUUGUUGUUGUUAUUAUUAUUAUUAUUAUUAUUAUUAUUAUUAUUAUUAUUAUUAUUAUUAUUAUUAUUAUUAUUAUUAUUAUUAUUAUUGUAAUUGUUAUUUUUAGUUUUUUUUAUUUGUUUCUGAAUUUGGAAAAUUGAGAAUAGAAAAAUGUUUGCUUUUUUCCUGUGAUUUAUUUAUGAAAAUAUUAUGAACUGGACUUGAAAUAUUGAAAAAAUGUUUAAGAAUUUGGGUUGAAAAUUUAGGGUUGAUUCUGGUUUACAAAAUUUCAAAAUACAAAAGUUUUAUUAAAGGAACCAAACUCAUUUAAAAAAGUAUCAUUAUUAUUGUUAUUAUUAUUAUUAUUAUUAUUAUUAUUAUUAUUAUUAUUAUUAUUAUUAUUAUUAUUAUUAUUAUUAUUAUUAUUAUUUUAAGGUCAAAAGUAAUGGUUGUAUGGAAAACUUUCUCUUUUUGUCAUUAAUUAAGGUGUUUUGUGCCUCCAGGUGUGAUGAAAUAAAUGGUUGUUCUUGUCGUGGUGUUCUGUGUCCCUCACUGUGUCUCUGCCUCUCCCCUGCGUGAGUCAAAAAAUAAUAUUAGUUUUUGUA